UUGAAGAAGCUCACUACCAGGUGGCAGUAUAGAAAGUAGUUCGUUGAUGAUGUGUGGUACAUCUGUUUCGUCAAACAAAACAAGAUAAAUACAGUGCACUUUGUUGUCAUUCUUACACGGAACAACUAGAAAUGCGGGUAGACAGAUCGGACUAGCCGAUGAGCUCCUGGUUCGUCUGAGAGCCUUAACAUCGCAAGUUCUACAAUGGCAGAAGGGGGUGGAAACUGGUGGGAUUCUUGGUAUAAUGCGGCUAAAUCCAAGUCUGCAGAAGUGCUGGAGUUUGUUAAAAGAGACUUGGAUGAGUUUUCAACAGCUGUCAAAAGUGAAGCGAGUAAUGUUGUCACCAGCACUACCUCUGCCCUGAAAGAUAAGUUGAAGCUGGAUGAACCAGAAUCAACAGCGAACACAGUGAAGCGUAGUUUCUCGUCAUUCCUGGGCCAGAUGAGUAAUGUGCUGAAUCCAAGUCCACAGGAUGAUGACGAGGAAGCAAUUGUCAUAUUUGAUGCCGAACCUGUCCCACUUACAAAAUUUCAGGCUAAAUUGCAUUCCAUAAUUCUUGACCCCAACACUUUUAUUACUGACCCUGAUGAGAAAUAUACUCAGCAAUAUGAAGCUUGGUUGGAAAUUAUUGAAGAUCAGUUAACUACAGAGCGACUUUCUAAGUUGAUGGCAGCAAGUCCAGAUUUGCAUCAGCAGUACACAAAACUUGUUCCAGAACAGGUGUCCCACAUAUUAUUCUGGCAAAGGUACCUAUUCCGGAAAGCGUUGCUGGAAGAUGAGGAAGCAAGAAGAGAGGCACUUGAAAGAAGAGCUGAGAGAGAAAGAAAAGCAGCAGAACAGUUCCAGUGGGAGAAAGAACAAGACUUUGGACCCAACAUAGAGCUUUCAGAAGAGGAGCAGAUACGCAUAUUACAAGAAUAUGAAAAAGAGUGUGAAGAAAAAAGACUGAAACAGGAUCAGGAGACCUUGCUAGAUUCCAGUUUUAAAUUCAAUCACUACUCAGAUAUAAAUGGCAGUUUGGUACUUCCAAGCUCAUCUUUAAAAGGGGCAGAUGUUGACAUUGUUGAAACAACAGAUGACAUCAAGAGAGGAUUCUGCGACAAAGACUCAGAUGAUAUUGAUUCAUUAGAAAAGGACUGUAUUGGAAUGUUGCAAACUAGAGAGAAAAAGGACAUGGUUGUAGUUGGAUAUUCUCCAAGUGGUCAUACUUCAUCUUGCUCUGGUGACAAAGAAAGUAAUGAUGAUGACUGGGAAAGAGAAUUUGACAUUGAAGAGAGUGAUCUUGAGGCAACAACAGAACAAAAAGGUGUCGAGAGUGUUUCUGGGCGAUAAACUAUACAUUUCACACUAUUAUAAAUCAUGGUUGUGCCCUGAUAUAUACAGGAACAUGGUACCUGUAACAUUAUGGCUCCAUCUACUGAGUUUUAUCAUAUGUUGUUCAGAAGCAAAAAUGAUAUAUUCAUUUAACUUCUAUGGUUAUUCUUUGUUAUGCAUGAAAGACAAUAUUGUCAAUUUUCUUUCCUCCGAUUCAACAGAUGAACUGUGUAUACAGACAGGAAGGUCUUAUACAGUGCAAAUGCUCACUUGUUUAUAGAAAAUAAUUUCUUUUCUUCUGUGUUUGUUUUUACACUUGUGUUUCAUAUUUGUAGAUAGACAUUUUUAAGUUUUUUGUGUGAAUUUUAAAAUUUAUCUCAUGGAUUUUAUCCUUUGUUAUGUAUGUUAAGGAGCACAAUUUUUUUUUAU
This is a messenger RNA of Schistocerca serialis cubense, 1743 nucleotides long. Its product is annotated as BSD domain-containing protein 1-like. The coding region runs from base 205 to 1332 and encodes 375 amino acids. The record is from RefSeq and is a predicted model, not a curated record. The transcript has 9 exons. Lineage: Eukaryota; Metazoa; Arthropoda; Insecta; Orthoptera; Acrididae. Gene Ontology annotation, cellular component: cytoplasm.